Messenger RNA from Penaeus vannamei (Pacific white shrimp), 402 nucleotides. NCBI's taxonomy places the organism in Eukaryota, Metazoa, Arthropoda, Malacostraca, Decapoda, Penaeidae. The record is from RefSeq and is a predicted model, not a curated record.
AUGGGGGAACCUCUGGCACACGGGGGGACCUUCUGGCAGCACACGGGGGACAUUUCUGGCAGCACACGGGGACCUCUGGCAGCACAUGGGGGGACCUCUGGCAGCCACGGGGGACCCCUCCCGCCGUCCCUCCUCGUCCUCCGCGACCCGCCGGCGCCCAAGGGUUCUCCCACAAGCAGCAGCGCGUCGCCGCCACGCCCCGGAGGACCACCGGAGCGAGGCGCCCACCUGGCCUCGCCCGCGCAGGGAGGGCCCCCGGAUCGUGAGGUGUCCCCCCCCCCGCGCACGGGACUCUCGCCUCUCUCCACGCGGGACGCAGGGACGAGAAUCCCGUGCGAUGGCCGGUGCCUAAGCCUUCCGUUCCCAGGCAAGCGCCGUGGGCCCUAUGGCACGGGGGCUUAA